UUUAUAUUCCCAUUGCCAUUGGCAGUGAUACAAAGGACAACUUUAAUAAGAUUAGGCACAAGUGAAGAACCAGUCAAUAUGACUACUAUUCGACCAUUUACAUGUGAUGACCUGUUCCGUUUCAAUAAUGUAAAUUUAGACCCUCUCACAGAAACUUAUGGCUUGCCAUUUUACAUGCAGUAUCUUGCCCAUUGGCCAGAAUAUUUUCAAAUAGCUGAAUCUCCAAAUGGGCAAAUAAUGGGAUACAUUAUGGGUAAGGCAGAAGGCUCAGGGGAAAUGUGGCAUGGCCAUGUUACAGCGCUAACAGUCGCACCAGAAUUUCGACGGCUUGGAUUAGCAGCCAAAUUGAUGCAAAAUCUGGAAACCAUCUCAGAAAAAAAGCAGUGUUACUUUGUGGAUCUGUUUGUACGAGUGUCGAAUAAAGUGGCAGUGGAAAUGUAUAAGAAAUUAGACUAUAGUGUUUAUAGACGGGUUUUAGAAUAUUAUUCUGGAGAAGUGGAUGAAGAUGCAUUUGAUAUGAGAAAAGCUUUGCCAAGAGACAAAGAUAAAAAAUCUAUUAUACCAUUGACUCACCCAGUAAGACCAGAAGAAUUGGACUGACUGUAUGUUCUGCAAAUAGUGGUGGACUUUUUAAAAGUUAUUUUUUUCGUUGUGACUGUAUUUGGACUUUAUCUUACAUUUUUUUGCCAUCUAAAUUAAACUUGUUUUGAUAAUAAUGUGUUUCCAUUGUUUAAUUAAUGGAAUUAAUCAGAUUUUUAAAUCAAGGUUAUUUAUGUACUUGUUUUGUUAGUUAUUACAUGAAGUCAUGAAUAAUUAUAUAUUGGAAUAUUUCAUUAUACUUUUCAACAAUGUAGCAGGAAGUAAAGUUCAAUAGAACCAUUGAAUGCAAUUAUUCCAUAUAUUUCUCUUUAUUAUUCGAUAAACAGUUUUAUAGUCCUAGUUAUUCUGAUCCAACUCUUUUAUGUCUCUGCAAUAUAAAGUUUCCCAUUAUUAUACCACUAAUAACAAUACACAACGAGCGCUAAAAGGCAUUGAUCAGAUUUUCUUAAUAAUCAGAUGCACAAGUGCAGGUGGCAAAUUUCAUUGAAACUCCCACGUACAUCAACACUACAUCUAUCUAAUAGGCAUUGCAUAACGAGUGAUAUUGGAUCAAAUAGACCUACCUACGGUACUUAAAAGAUAACAUAACAAAGAUCAAUAGCAUUCUAUGGUUUUCUCAUCAUAUAUACAAAACUUUCAUUUGGUUGCCUAAAAAGUGAGUUUGUAAAAUCUAAAACUAUUCAAUCCUAACGCUCGUGUAUCAUAUCGUCGAUGAAGUGUCAAAAGGGUGUACCGGGUAUCUAAGAAUUUCUUUUGCAUUUCAAAAUUUCCACAAAUCAAGAUACAACAUUUGGACACAUGAUACCCAGAACAGUUCUAAUUGGUGUAGAGAUACACAGCUUAGACAGAAAUGUGCAUAUUAAUUGGGAGAUUUUAAAAAUGCAAAAAUGUGUAUUUGACUAAUUUCCCGAGAUACACCCUUUUGAUACUUCACCGACGAUAUAAUUUUCUAAUGAGUUACAUGGUAAGAGUAGACUGGUUGACGGAAAGAAUAUAUAGUAAUGUUUUAAAACACUAUUGGUGAAACUCCAAAAUUGUAAUAAGGAAAAUUUUCAGCUAAAUAUUUUUGUGUCUUUCAGUUGCAUUAGUCCAGUUUAUGACUAUUUUGUCAGUAAUGGAUAUGGAUUGACCUAAAUUGCAUUGAAACAAUGUUAUUAUAAUACUAGUCUUUUCAAACUUUAUUCAUUUCUAUUUAUGUGUGAUGUACGUCAUAAUAUAAUAUGAAUGCAAUACAAAUCUGAAAGACGAAAUAUUAAAAUGAUUACAUUGUUUAGACUAUUCACUAACACCACUCUUUGCAGAUUCAAAAUUCAUGUGAACACUAACGUAUGGCUUUACAAGCUAAUUCAAUUUAUAUUCAUAAAUGCAUUAUAAUGAAAAUGUAUUAAUACUAUAAAUAAAAUGGAUGUAAGUAGUG
Patella vulgata (common limpet) is the source of this 2017-nucleotide messenger RNA. Its product is annotated as N-alpha-acetyltransferase 20. Gene Ontology annotation, molecular function: protein-N-terminal amino-acid acetyltransferase activity. The transcript has a single exon. Gene Ontology annotation, biological process: N-terminal peptidyl-methionine acetylation. NCBI's taxonomy places the organism in Eukaryota, Metazoa, Mollusca, Gastropoda, Patellidae. The coding region runs from base 79 to 600 and encodes 173 amino acids. The record is from RefSeq and is a predicted model, not a curated record. Gene Ontology annotation, cellular component: NatB complex.